UAUGAUUGGCUGCCGAUCAGCCGCAGAUCUUUGCCCUGCUCUCGCGCUGGAAACAUAUGACAUAGAGAUGGGCUCGCGGGGCCCGUGGGCUUGAAAUCAGUCUAUGCAUGCGCUGUAAAGAUUCACGAUCUGCAUCAUUCAGCAUCUGCACGUCCACCCAACCGAUUCACAUCUCACCGCGGAACACCAUUGAGAGGAACGGAACACAAUUCGGCAUGUGCAUACUCCGAUUUAACCAUUUGAAUGUUUAGAAGCCGUAUUUUGUGCUACACUUCUGUCAUUGGGAUGCGAUGCGCUCUUUAUUGAGGAGACUGGCGCGAGCGCGUUAUUAUUAAUCAGCUUUCAUAAGGCGCGCGAGCUGUUAGACAGGUGUUUUCGCUUGUUUCCACCACCUGCCCUGGUAUCAUGAUGUUAGGGCAAUCUCCACACCUCAUCGGGGGGAUCCUCUGGAUUCAAAACCCAAUGCGAGCUGUCCACUGCAAUCUGACCCAGAAUGGGAUCGACCAUCAGGUGUGCACAGAGGAAGUGACAUCACACCGGGAGGAAGUGUCUGUUGAUCAUGGACUGGAUGACGACAGUCUGGGGUUUCUGGACCAGAGUCCUGGUUUCCAGCACAGAUCUCCACCCCAGCGCUCCGUCUCCGAAUCGGAGCUUUCCAGGCCGGGAACCGUGAAGCUGUCCAAACCGGUGGCGCUGUGGACCCAGCAGGACGUGUGUAAAUGGCUGAAGAAACACUGUCCCAAUCAACACCAGGUCUACAGUGACUCCUUCAAGCAGCACGACAUCACAGGUCGAGCUCUGAUGAGGCUCACUGACAGGAAGUUGGAGCGAAUGGGCAUCAUGCAGGAGAGUCAGAGACAGUUCAUCCUACAGCAGGUUCUCCAGCUCCGCGUCAGAGAAGAAGUCCGAACCCUGCAGCUGCUCACGCAAGCCUCUCUGGAGAGUUCGCCGUAGCUUGAGCAAUCCUGGAGAUCCUCAGUUCCCGGUCCAUCUUCCACGACGUCCACAGCACACUCCAGACUUUCAUCCCCUGCGGUCUUCCUUCUUUUAAAGCAGAUCUAUACCUCCCUCUGAUCAAAACAAUCCUGAAAUGGAUCCAACUGAUCUUCAGUAGCUCUUUUUACAGCGUAUCAGCAUAUACAACCUCAAAGAAUCGUCUGGACUAUUGAUGUUCUCUACUGGACAAUGAGAAAGACUCGCUGCUGAAUUGUGUUGUGUGUAAUCCUGAAGUGUAGCACUUUAACCUCUCUUCCUGCCAGUCCUCUGUAUCUAUCUAUCUAUCUAUCUAUCUAUCUAUCUAUCUAUCUAUCUAUCUAUCUAGGUAGCUACACUGUAAAAUA
Megalobrama amblycephala (Wuchang bream) is the source of this 1340-nucleotide messenger RNA. RefSeq names its product sterile alpha motif domain containing 12 (gene samd12). The transcript has 5 exons. Gene Ontology annotation, cellular component: cytoplasmic side of plasma membrane. NCBI's taxonomy places the organism in Eukaryota, Metazoa, Chordata, Actinopteri, Cypriniformes, Xenocyprididae. Gene Ontology annotation, molecular function: protein binding. The record is from RefSeq and is a predicted model, not a curated record. Gene Ontology annotation, biological process: cell surface receptor protein tyrosine kinase signaling pathway. Bases 406 to 954 code for a protein of 182 amino acids.